UUGAAAACACAUCCUUCGGUAAAGUAGAGAGCCCUCUUUUGAAGCCGAUCUAAAGGAGGAGGGAGUCUCAAUUUCUCUUCCGCCUCCAAUAGUUCCCACUGGAACUAACGAAACCACUCUCCCAAGUCUCCUCUCAUCUGAACAUCGGCAGCUACUAAUCCUUGGAAACUGCGAAGGAAACAUCGCGAUAAACCCUAGCUUUCAUUACAAUGUUCUGUUCAAUCUCCGGCGUAGUGCCGGAAGAGCCGGCGGUUUCCAGGAAAUCCGGACUACUCUUUGAGAAGAGGUUGAUUGAGCGACAUAUAGCGGACUAUGGGAAAUGUCCUGUGACUGGAGAGCCCCUCACUAUGGAUGACAUUGUCUUAUUAAAAACCAGUGAGAUAGUGAAGCCCAGGUCUUCACAGGCAGCUAGUAUACCAGGACUGCUAGGAAUUUUCCAAAAUGAAUGGGAUGGCUUGAUGCUAUCCACUUUUGCAUUGGAGCAGCAGCUUCAUAUGGCAAGGCAAGAGCUGAGUCAUGCUCUGUAUCAGCAUGAUGCUGCUUGCCGUGUUAUAGCAAGAUUAAAGAAAGAAAGGGAUGAGGCAAGAUCGUUGUUGUCUCUGGCUGAAAGACAGAUUCCUAUUUCAGCCUCUGCUCCUGUGACAGCAAAUGCUUUGGCUCUUAGCAACGGGAAAAGAGCUGCUGAGGAUGAAGAGCUUGGCCCUGGGGGAAAGAGAAUUCGGCCAGGUAUUUCCUCUGGUAUCAUUGUAGAGCUGACAGACUGCAAUAGUGCACUCUCACAAGAGCGGAAAAAGCGGCAGAUUCCUCCAACAUUGGCACCCGUUGAUGCACUGGAGAGGUACACCCAGCUCUCCAGUCAUCCCCUCCACAAAACUAGCAAGCCGGGUAUAUUAUCUAUUGAUAUUCAUCCCUCUAAGGACGUGAUUGCAACUGGUGGUGUUGACACCAAUGCUGUUAUAUUUGACCAUGCAUCUGGUCAGAUCUUGUCUACACUCAGUGGCCAUUCUAAGAAGGUUACCUGUGUCAAGUUUGUACCUCGGGACGAACUUUUUAUUACUGGUUCAGCUGAUAAAACGGUUCGGCUAUGGCAAGGAUCUGAAAAUGGAAACUACAAUUGCCAGCACAUCUUGAAGGAUCAUAAUUCAGAGGUGCAAGCUGUCACGAUCCAUGCCACCCAUAAUUACUUUGUGACUGCUUCUCUCGACAAUACAUGGUGCUUUUAUGAUCUUUCUUCUGGAUUAUGCCUCACUCAGGUUGGAGAUGCUUCAGGGUCAGAGGGCUAUACGUCAGCUGCUUUUCAUCCUGAUGGUCUCAUCCUUGGGACUGGAACUGCAGAGGCACUUGUUCGAAUUUGGGAUGUAAAAAGUCAGUCAAAUGUUGCAAAGUUUGAUGGGCAUAUUGGGCCAGUAACUGCCAUGUCUUUCUCUGAAAAUGGCUACUUCUUAGCGACAUCAGCUCAUGACGGUGUCAAGCUUUGGGAUCUCCGCAAAUUGAAAAAUUUCCGGACCUUCACUCCUUAUGAUUCAAAUACACCAACAAAUGCUGUGGAAUUUGACCAUAGUGGAUCUUACCUUGGAAUUGCUGGUUCAGAUAUGAGAGUUUACCAAGUUGCAAGUGUCAAAGCAGAAUGGAAUUGCAUCAAAACAUUCCCAGAUUUGUCUGGCACAGGUAAAGCAACUUGUGUGAAGUUUAGUUCAGAUGCAAAAUAUAUGGCAGUAGGGUCAAUGGAUCGGAACCUCCGAAUCUUUGGCUUGCCUGGAGAUGGUGCAGAAGAGUCUUAGUGGUAACUCAUUUCUCCUGCCUGCUUAUCGCGUAGGCCUCCCAUUAUUCCUCAGCUGUUCAUUUUUUAAUUUUCAGGUGACGUAAGUAGAUGAAAACUCAGGCAGUUUUAAGUUACGUGGUUUGGGGGUUCAAUUCUGUGUUUCAAAAGUAUACAGGCAAUGGUGCGGUAAGAUUUUUGGCAGGCGUUCUACUUUGAGCUUUUUGUUUUGAGCAUGUAACAUGUAAUAGCAGCACAUAUGUGAUAGCGGGAUUACCUUUUAACAAAAAUUUCCCUUUCGAGAUUUCCCCGACUGUAAAA
Molecule: messenger RNA, 2080 nt
Organism: Telopea speciosissima
Lineage: Eukaryota; Viridiplantae; Streptophyta; Magnoliopsida; Proteales; Proteaceae
Product: pre-mRNA-processing factor 19-like
Exons: 18
Coding region: 210-1781 (523 amino acids)
Biological process (GO): protein ubiquitination; mRNA splicing, via spliceosome; DNA repair
Cellular component (GO): cytoplasm; U2-type catalytic step 1 spliceosome; Prp19 complex
Molecular function (GO): protein binding; ubiquitin protein ligase activity
Source: RefSeq, a predicted model, not a curated record